AUGUCUCCGCCUGUUAAGGUCCUCGGCCAUUUCGCCAGCCCAUUCGCGCACCGUGUCGAGGUCGCUCUUCAGCUCAAGGGCGUGCCAUACGAGCUGAUCCAGGAGGACCUAAGCAACAAGAGUGAGCUGCUGCUCGCCAACAACCCUGUCCACAAGAAGGUGCCCGUUCUCUUCCAUGGCGACCGGGCCAUCUGUGAGUCUCUCGUCAUCGUCGAGUACAUCGACGAGGUCUUCGACGGGCCGUCUCUCCUCCCGUCCGACCCCUACGACCGUGCUAUAGCCCGUUUCUGGUCAGACUUCGUGGACAAGGUAUUCUCAUUUCAAAAAUUAGAAGGCCCCGCUCACCGUGCCGUUCUGGAUGGCACACUGGGCAGAGGGCGAGGCGCAGAAGACUCUAGUGGAGGAGGUCAAGCAGAAGCUAGCGCUUCUGGAGGUGCAGCUCAAGGGGAAGAGGUGGUUUGGGGCGACACCAUCGGCUACGUCGACGUAGCCGCCUCUGUGUUGGGUCCAUGGCUCAGCAUGGUAGAGGAGGUGACCGGAGUGGUUGUGCUUGACGAAGAGGAGUACCCUGCUUUACGCCGUUGGUCUAAGGAGUACAAUUCCUACGAAGCUCUGAAGCAGUGCGUCCCGGACAGAGGCCAGCUCGCCGCCUUCUAUACCGAACGGAAGGAGAAGUACAAAAUGAUUGCUAAAGCAUGGUUGAAGCAGUAA
Molecule: messenger RNA, 711 nt
Organism: Miscanthus lutarioriparius
Lineage: Eukaryota; Viridiplantae; Streptophyta; Magnoliopsida; Poales; Poaceae
Source: the annotation of a GenBank genome assembly